UGGGGGUGUCUCAAUGGCUUUCUUCCAGCCUUCAGGUGGCGCCCUCGAGCCGCGGAGCCGCACGAGUCAUUGAAGACCGUCGGGACCUAAGGACCAGGUCCUACCUGGGGUCUGUGUGCCGGGCAGAGAGGGGAGGGCUAGGGCGGGGAGGCGGCGUCUGAGAUCGGCGCAGUCGGGGCGCCCCAGCCGUGGAGACUGGCAAGCGGCGGGGGAGGGGUCUCCUUCAGCAGCCCCCCUCCCAGGCCCCGCCCCUGCGCCCUGGAGCUUCGGUCCCCCCACUCGGCAGAUAAGCCCUAAGGGGAGGGGAGGAGGAUGGCGCCAUGUCCCCCGCUCCUCACCCCCGUCUGUUCCCGGCCUCCCCGUCCCUCCCCACGCUAACUCUCCGGGCGCCCUCGCCGGCCGCGGGCGGAGCUCGAUCCGCUGCGUUCGGCGAUCCCCGGCUCCCUCCCCUUCUCGCGUCCCUCCUCCCCGGAGCCCCCAGCGGCCGCCGCCGCCGUGCAGCCCCGCGCGGCGCGAGCAGCUGCCAAGGGGCCAAGGGAUGAGCUGGGCCCCUCCUUCCCAAUGGCAUCUCCCCCUGGUCUGGAACUGAAGACACUGAGCAGUGGUCCCCAGACCCCAAGGAGACCAGCUCCUCUAGGCCUCCUGGCCCCAUCCAGGCAGGGUGUGGAGAACGCCUGCUUCUCCUCGGAGGAGCAUGAGACCCAUUUCCAGAACCCUGGGGACAUCAGACUCGGCAGCUCCCCCAGCCCUCCCGGGGGUGUACCCUCAAGGCCCCGAUCCCAGCGGGAUGACCUGUCCCUGCAUUCAGAAGAAGGGCCAGGCCUGGAGCCCGUGAGCCGCCCGGUGGAUUAUGGCUUUGCUUCUGCUCUGGUUUUCCUGGUGAGUGGGAUCCUCCUGGUGGUGACAGCGUAUGCCAUUCCCCGUGAGGCCCAUGUCAACCCGGACUCGGUGACAGCGCGGGAGAUGGAACGACUAGAGAUGUACUACGCCCGCCUGGGCUCCCACCUGGACAAGUGCAUUAUCGCGGGCCUGGGGCUGCUCACAGUGGGCGGCAUGCUCUUGUCCGUGCUGCUGAUGAUCUCCCUGUGCAAGGGCGAGCUCUACCGCCGGCCGACCUUCGUCCCCUACAGGGGCUCCAGGAAGACCUAUGGCUCCAUUAACCUGCGCAUGAGACAGCUCAGUGGGGAUGGGGGCCAGGGCCUGGUGGAAAACGAAGUUGUCCAGGUCUCAGAGACCAGCCGCACCCUCCAGGGGUCUUAA
Myotis myotis is the source of this 1260-nucleotide messenger RNA. RefSeq names its product transmembrane protein 74B (gene TMEM74B). Lineage: Eukaryota; Metazoa; Chordata; Mammalia; Chiroptera; Vespertilionidae. The record is from RefSeq and is a predicted model, not a curated record. Bases 562 to 1260 code for a protein of 232 amino acids. The transcript is spliced from 2 exons.